CUUGGUUGAUACUAUAAAUUCAAAGCUCCCAUGAACAUCCAUUAAACUGCACAUCAAACCAGUAGGGAAAAAAAAAAAACAGAGAUAAUAAAAUUUGAGAUGAGGCCUGCAAGCAACUCCACAGCAGCAGUUACCGGGGCCGAAUUCCGGCACUGGAACUCUCCCAUUCCUUACCUCUUUGGUGGUAUAGCAGUCAUGCUAGGACUCAUUGCUGUGGCAUUAGUUUUUCUAGCUUGUUCAUGCAAAAAAUCUCCACCCAAUUCCUCUGGUGAAGCUGAAGGAAAGCCUGCCAAGCAAGUGAUCAUGCAACUAGAAAUGGAGCCAAAGAUUGUUGUGAUCAUGGCUGGUGAUGAAAUUCCUACGUACCUGGCCAAUCCUGUCUCUUCCACUCACAAUACUGAACAAGUUUGAGAGCUUCAAAGAUUAGGCUUUAAGCAGCUAAACUUUCCAGCAAUCUUUUAUAUAUAUCUUUCUUAAUCAUUUUUUUUCCAUAUAUCUUUCUUUUGUUUUCCUUUUGUACAGUCCAAAGUAAUUGCAGUAUUGCGGGAAUAUAUGUAAAUGUUGAGUAUAUGAAAGAUCAC
Messenger RNA from Durio zibethinus, 581 nucleotides. Lineage: Eukaryota; Viridiplantae; Streptophyta; Magnoliopsida; Malvales; Malvaceae. The record is from RefSeq and is a predicted model, not a curated record.